CCAGGGCCCUCCGGAAUCUUAGUGUCCUCAGGCCCCGGGCCGGCGACAGCUGCUCUUUUCUUUCGGCCUCUGGCCCGAUGGAAGAGCCUCCCGGGAAGCCCCUCAGCUUUGAGGAGAAGGAAAAGUUGAAGGAAAAACUAGCAUUCUUGAAAAGGGAAUACAGCAAGACCCUGGCCCGCCUUCAGCGUGCCCAAAGAGCUGAGAAGAUUAAGAAUUCUAUUAAGAAAACAGUGGAAGAACAAGAUUGCUUGCUCCAGCAGGAAAUUUCACCACAGCUAAACCACUCAGAACCUAAAAAUAAGGUAUCUCCUUGUGACACGUUACAGAUCAACACCCAUCUGGGUGAGGAACCUGGAGAAAAGACACCUAUCACACUUGACGCGGAGCGUGAGUCCUUUAACCCCAGACAUGGCCCCAUGGAAGGAUUACGCAUACAAAGAACGGAUGAUAUCCAAGAACAUUUUCCCUAUAGAGUCAAUGGCCCUGAUGGUGAGAGAAGGCAGAGUAAGCUGCCAGGGAGAACUAAGCAGCAGAAGAGAACAUUUAUUUCAAAGGAGAGAGAAUCCUUCUUUGACACUGAUUCACUUAUACUCUCUGGAAAAAGACUAAAGGAACAGGAAGAUAUCAGUAGACAAAAUCCUAGGACACCUGUAACUGAAAUAAGAACUUACUUUCCAAGUCCUCAGUCUGACAUUCCAGAUUUUCCAGCACCAGUUACAGAAAUUAACGUAGGGAGUGUAUUAAUUCCAAAUGCCAAACCACAAAGAGGUGUCGAGGCACUCUUAAGAGGAAACAAUUUCCCCAGAGCGACUACACUGCCUUUGCAUACUCCAACAGAUAGCAGUAAUGGUCAGCGUCUUGAACAUAAGCCUUCCAAAGGUAACUAUGAACUUAGUGCUCACAGUUUAAAAAAUGUUAGCCCUGUUUCACCUGUAAACUUAGAGGCACAAGGCAAAAAAAUGACCGUCCUUACAGAUAACCCAGAGGUAAAUAAAGCUGUAAGUGCAAGUGGCCAGCUGCUUAGAAGUCCUAACUUAGAGGCAGAUAAUUCAUGUUCUGUAAAUGAACUCACUUAUGAUAACUUAUCAGCAAAUGAAAACCAAAACUUCAAAGAACAAAAUCACCCAGAGAAGUCUUUAAAAUCUCCCAAUAACACACUUGGUGGUAGAAAUGAAAGUAUUCAGGAAAAUGAGGUUCUAAGUCAAUCUAAGAGUCUUAGCCCAGAAAUAAUCUCUCCUGAUUCUACGGAAAAUCAAACACAUUCUUGCACAAUGCUUGAAGGCCUUCUGUUUCCUGCAGAAUAUUAUGUUAGAACCACACGACGCAUGUCAAGUUGCCAGAGGAAAGGAGCUCUGGAGGUUGUAAUUCAGAGUCAUUUGGGUGUCAGAAAGAAAGGAUUUAAAAAUAAAAAGGAAGCUACUAAAAAUUUAAACUCUUCCAAUGAAGAAACUAACCAGAGUGAAAUUAGGAUGUCUGACACAUGCACAGGACGACCAAAUUCAAGAAGUCCUCGUCAGAAACUUCUGUCAUUAACUGAAGUCACCGCUCCUGGUGGGCCCACUAAAGAUGACUGUUCUAGGAAGGCGGUUACCCAGCCAUCUGGUAGAAGACACAGAGGAAGAAGAAAGUCAACCUGCACCCCUGUAUUAGAUCAUCGUGAACUAUUUUUGCCAACUUCCGGCACAUCAGGUGUUAAUAGGUCCAAGGAAGAAGUCGCCUUGCACAAAGAUCAGAAUGAAAAAGCAAUUAUUCACGGUAAGAAGAGGAAGGAAAGCCAUUGUCAAAAAGAGGACUCCCUUUCCUCCAGAAAUAAUGCUUAUUUAGCUUUGGAUGAUGAUGCUUUCAGUGCUCCAUUUCAGAAGAAUGAAAUGCUCAGUUUAAAGCGACUGUCAUCUUUCCUCAAAAUCACAGACUUUCAGUUACCUGAUAAAGACUUCGGAUCUCUUAAACUUGAAAAACUGAAGUCCUGCUCAGAAAAGGAAAUUGAGCCUUUUGAAUCAAAAAAGUAUGGAGAGGGGCAUCUUAAAGAGGAAAAUUUUAUUGUUUUGGAGGAACUGACUCCUGAGCAGAUCAAUAUAGAAAUGGAGGACUUGGAAGAGGAACUGAUUAUUUUACCAGAAAAAGCACAUCCUAAAAUGCCAAACUUAAAAAGCCAGCCUCAGAAGGGCCUGUCUUCAUCCAUAUUACUUUUCACUCCUUUAAAUACUGUUACACCGGAUGAUAACGAGGAACCAGCAGCAGACGUGUGUUCGCCUGCUUUCCCCAUCUUAGGUGCUACUCCAGCUGUUGGCUCCCAAGCACACUGUGACAGAGUGUCUGCGGGGGCUGUUGGACGAACUUGCUCUACACCCCAGCUUUCUCACAUGAGAGCCCCAGUCAGUCUUGCUACUGAUCCUAAGCAGUGCAGCAGGUGGACCAGCCCACCAAAAUUGGACAGCAGCCUGCAUGUGUCAAGAAGGAAAGGAAAGCCUUCCUGUGACUGUGAAUCUGGUCCCCAAGCGACAUCUCUGCUCACUGAGUCACUCACUCUCAAAGAAAAUCAGCUCUGUGGAAAUACAUGCCUGGAAUCGUGGAAACAGCCCAUUGACCAGACAGAGACAGCAGACCUUCCUGCUUGUGACAGCGUGAACCCAGGCAGCCUACAAUUGGUUUCAAAGUUAAAGAAUCCUUCAGGUUCCUGUUCUGUGGAUGUGAGUGCCAUGUGGUGGGAAAUAGCUGGUUUGAAAGAGCCAUGUAUCAUAACUGCUUGUGAAUAUGUAGUUUCUCUUUGGAAACCUCUGGAUACUUGGCAGUGGGAAAAAAUUUAUUCCUGGCACUUCACAGAGGUUCCCGUAUUACAGAUAGUUCUAGUGCCUGAUGUUUGUAAUCUUGUGUUUGUGGCUUUGGGAAAUUUGGAAAUCAGAGAAAUCAGGGCAUUACUUUGUUCCUCUGAUGGUGAAAGUGAAAAGCAGGUACUCCUGAGUUCUGGAAAUAUAAAAGCUGUGCUUGGCCUGACACAGAGGAGGCUAGUCACUAGCAGUGGGACCCUUUGUGAUCAACAAGUAGAAAUCAUGACAUUGGCAGAAGAUGGAAGAAGCAAAGAGAAACACUUUUUGAUGCCCCCCGAAGAGACUAUACUAACUUUUGCUGAGGUUCAAGGGAUGCAGGAAGCUCUGCUUGGUACCACUAUAAUGAACAACAUUGUUAUCUGGAAUUUAAAAACCGGCCAGCUCCUGAAAAAGAUGCACAUCGGUGAUUCCUACCAAGCUUCAGUCUGUCACAAAGCCUAUUCUGAAAUGGGGCUCCUGUUUGUUGUUCUGAGCCAUCCUUGUGCCAAAGAGAGUGAGGCGUUGGGAAGCCCUGUGUUUCAGCUGAUUGUGAUUAACCCGAAGACGACCCUGAGUAUGAGUGUGAUGCUCUACUGUCUUCCUCAAGGCCAGGCUGGAAGGUUCCUGGAAGGUGACGUGAAAGAUAAUUUUGCAGCAGCAGUAUUGACUUCUGGAACAAUUGCCAUUUGGGACUUACUUCUAGGUCAUUGCACUGCUCUCCUUCCACCUCUCUCUGAUCAAAAUUGGUCUUUUGUUAAAUGGUCAGGUACAGAUUCUCAUUUGCUGGCUGGACAGAAAGAUGGAAAUAUAUUCAUAUACCACUACUAAUAAGUUAGGGUAAGGUGAAAACACAGUGUUCUGGACGCAUGUGGCCACUUAGUACUUUUUGGAGUUGUAACUGUAAAGGAGAAUAUCUAAAUGACAUUUAAAAUAAUUACUUGUAUUCAUUCAGACAGACUUACUUUUUAUUCUGAUAGUGAUGGCACUGCUGAUCUUGAAUGUUCAUUUAUAUUUACUUUGGGGGAAAGGAUUUUAGGUUCAUUUUUGUAAUUCCUCACAUUUGCUUCUAAAGGUGUACAUAAAGCUUCAAAUGUUAAUAAAUAUUUAUUUUGAUACAUU
This is a messenger RNA of Ceratotherium simum simum (southern white rhinoceros), 3926 nucleotides long. Lineage: Eukaryota; Metazoa; Chordata; Mammalia; Perissodactyla; Rhinocerotidae. The record is from RefSeq and is a predicted model, not a curated record.